Aspergillus uvarum CBS 121591 is the source of this 2238-nucleotide messenger RNA. RefSeq lists its product as uncharacterized. The annotation marks the transcript as partial. The transcript is spliced from 4 exons. The record is from RefSeq and is a predicted model, not a curated record. Lineage: Eukaryota; Fungi; Ascomycota; Eurotiomycetes; Eurotiales; Aspergillaceae.
AACACAACCGAGAUCCUCCUCACCUCCCUCCCCACCAAAACCGUCACUUUCCAGCCAACCCGCGCCACCAUCGUCCGCGAAAUCCCCGUUACGAUCCACCCCGGCCCCAACACCCUAACGAUCCACGGCCUCGACCCCCUCACGGAUUUCGAUUCGAUCCGCAUCGAGGGCUCGGGUCCCGCCUGCGUAACGGAUUUCCAGACAGAGAUUGUCAAGUCGCGGCUUUAUGCUCUGGAGGCGAACGAAGCAGAACAAGAUGAAAGUAGUAGUGAUUCGUCGUCAUCCGAGGAUGACGAGGCAGGCGACGAACCCGAGGAGCUUCGACUCGUGAGGGCGGAGCUGCGCACGGCGAAGGAGAAGGCGGCAUUGGCGGGGAUCCGGCGGGAUGUCGCGGGCAGUUUGAUAGAUUUCUUGCAGGAGCAGAAGAGGGGGUCGCCGCAGCAACCGGUUGAAGUGUGGAAGGUCGGAGAGUUUAUGGAUCUGUUUAAUGCGCGGGGCAAGGAGGAAGGGGAGAGGCAUUAUCGUGCCGUUGUGGAGGUGGAGGAGGCAGAGGAAGAAGUGGCGAGGUUGAAGGGCAAGGUGCAGAAGGUGGAGAAGAGGGUUUUCAAGGAGAAGAGGAAGCAGGAGGCAGCCAGGGAGAAGGAGAGGCAGGCCCGCAAGAAAGAGAAGAUGCAGAGAAAGGAGCGGAGGGAUAGGCUCGAGAAGGAGCAGAAGUCGUUUCGGAAGAAUAGGGUGGGAGAGGUGGUGGUUCAUUUGGAUGGCGAGGCCUCAUUCGCUGACGGUGAAGGUGAUGAGGGUGAGGGCAAGAAACAAGGCGACAACAGCGUCAUGCUCCGGUUGAGUUAUGUCGUCGCGGGACCCAGCUGGGUCCCACGGUAUGAUCUGAGUAUCAACACGCCUGCCUCCUCGGCCAAGAUGGUCUAUCGCGCCGAGUUUCGUAAUGCGUGCUCGGAGACCUGGCGCGAUGCCCGCGUAACCCUGUCCACCUCGCAGGCCUCGUUUUCCGGGCUGGGAGAGCGCAUUCCCUCGCUCCAGGUGUGGCAGCUGAUAGUCCAAGCGGCCAACAACAAUAAGAACCAGGAGCAGACCUCGUGGGAGGAUAUUCUGCGUAGCAAGCCUGAGCAACGCCAUCUUAUGCCAGUACAGACCCUCCAGAAGACGCUUUGCCAGCAGCAGACGCGGAACCCAGCGGACGGGUUGUUCGGACAAGCAGCGGCCCCUCCACCACCACCCCCGCCCCCGCAGUCUGGGGGGGCUCUAUUUGGUGGCCUACCACCAACCACCACAAGCGGUCCUGCAUUUGGCGCACCAGCCAACCCACCGCCAACCGGCACCAGUGGUCCUCAACCUGGCGGAUUUGGACGAUCUACCAUGACUGGAGGGCUGUUUGGAAAUGUUUCCAGGCCUUCGCAAGCUCAGCCCACGGCGCUGAUGGGUACAGCGACAACAUCCAUGCAACCAUUCGCUCAAUCCGGGGCUCCAGACGAGGUUAAUAAUCUCACUGAAGAACCCAAGCCCUCCUUUUCAUCCCCACCAAAAACCAUCCCAGACCUGGAGCAUCAAGAAUCCUUCCAGCAAGAUUACGGCCUCACAACCACAUACGACCUGCCCGGUCAUCGCACCGUGAUCCCAUCCCUCGUGGCUCGACGCCACCUCCUCGCCGACCUCCACCUCGACUCCGUCACCCUAUCUUACACCAUCGUCCCCAAGCAACGCGCCGCCGCCUUCCUACAGGCCAAAAUCCAGAACUCGUCCUCAUCCGUGAGUCUUCUUCGCGGGAAAGUCGGCAUCACCAUUGACGGGACCUUCCUGGGCACCGCGGACCUGCCGAGCUGCGGGCCGAAGAAAUCGUUCACCUUGCCGCUGGGCGUGGACCCCCUGAUCCAGGUCACGUACGGGCGGCCGACGGUGCGGCGCGCGACAGGCAGUGGGGGUCUGUUCUCCCAGAAGGAAGAGGCGGCGGUGUUCCGCCGGACGUGUCGGGUUAGGAACACGCGGAGCAACGCCGUCGAGGUGGCGGUUAUCGAUCAGGUGCCCGUCAGCGACGAUGAGCGGUUGAAGGUGCAGAUCCUGGAGCCCAAGGGGCUGGUUCGGGAAGGAGACGAUGUGCCAAUGAAGGAGGGGACCGCGCAUUUGGGAAAGGCCGGGGAGGUCAAGUGGGUGGUCAAGUUGGCGCCUGGGAAGGAGGUGAAGUUGGUGUUAGAGUAUGAGGCCAGGGUGCCGGCAGGGAGUGAGGUU